Marchantia polymorpha subsp. ruderalis is the source of this 1654-nucleotide messenger RNA. The record is from the annotation of a GenBank genome assembly. NCBI's taxonomy places the organism in Eukaryota, Viridiplantae, Streptophyta, Marchantiopsida, Marchantiales, Marchantiaceae.
GUGCAUUGAUUGAUGCUGCUCCGCUGCCCGCUUGCGUCAGCGCUCUGGGUACUCGCAGUGGGCGAGCGGUAUAUUGCUGAACCUUUGAGGUAGCAGACCUUCAUUGUGCUCCAUUACCAGCUCGGGCCUCGAAUUCUGCUUUGUUCAAUUUCCUUCGGUUUGGUCGCGGUUCAGCCAUGGCACGAGUGUAUUAUCUUUUGUGCGUUGCCCUCACGGUAGGUUUUGCCCUCUCUGUCUCUGCGUUUGACGAUGGAAUCGAGAUGGUUGUCGGAGAAAAUGGGUUACAGGAUGAUCUUCUCAACGGGGAAGGAAUCAUGGCACCUGCAAAGGCUUUGCUUCAAGCAGCAAGUCGUUUCGAGUUGUUCAAGCAGAAAUUUAAGAAGACUUACUCGGGACCCGAAGAGCAUGCUUACCGAUUUGGGGUUUUCAAGGAUAACCUUUUGAGGGCCCUGGAGCACCAGGCCCUGGACCCAAGCGCGAAACAUGGUAUCACUAAAUUUUCUGACCUCACCGAAGAAGAGUUCGAGUCACGGUACCUCGGAAUGAAGAAGCCUGCAUCUUUGAAGAAAGGAGUUCAGGGUCUUCCUCUGCCUGUAGACGAUCUGCCCGAAAGCUUCGACUGGCGCGACCAAGGUGCCGUCACAGAAGUCAAGGAUCAGGGGGCGUGUGGUUCUUGCUGGGCUUUCAGUACCACCGGAGCAGUAGAAGGUUCUAACUUUAUUGCCACAGGCAAGCUGAUCAGUUUGAGUGAGCAGCAACUCGUCGACUGCGAUCAUGUGUGUGACCCUGUAGACCCUCUAUCUUGCGACUCUGGUUGCAAUGGUGGACUGAUGACAAACGCGUAUGAGUAUAUCAAGCAAGCCGGAGGCUUGGAGAAAGAAGCAGAUUACAAGUAUACCGCCCAGGAUGGCAAGUGCAAAUUUGACUCUAACAAGCUCGUGGUGAAGGUUGCUAAUUUCACCGAGGUUCCAGUCGAUGAAGCGCAGAUGGGCGCAUAUCUCGUGAAUUACGGUCCUCUUGCCGUGGGCAUCAAUGCCGCAUUCAUGCAAACCUACAUUGGAGGAGUAUCGUGCCCUCUUAUAUGCAGCAAGAGGAACAUCGAUCACGGAGUAUUGAUUGUUGGUUAUGGAGCCCGUGGCUUCACACCAGUGCGUCUGAGCUACAAGCCGUAUUGGAUCAUCAAGAAUUCCUGGGGAAAAUCCUGGGGAGAGGAAGGUUAUUACAAACUUUGCCGCGGUUAUGGCGAGUGCGGUAUUAGCACCAUGGUUUCCUCCGUGGCAGCUAUCGCCGUGAUCGAUACAUAAGUGGCUCAAACCCUGCGUUCACACCUCGUUGCCUCAGCGCUGUAGGAACGAAGAAAGUUGUCAAUAUACUUCGCAGAUACAGGGGAUAGCAGUAAACGUUGGAGGUACAAGGUAAUGGUUACACAAUCUUGUAAAUAGCGGUAGUAUAUUAUCUGCUUCCCGAUGAGCAGUUCAGCAAAACAUCUGGAUGUAAAAGUUUAAAUCUGUAUUUUUUCUGUUGACUUUGGUAAAAUGUGUGAAUAUGUUUGUGAAUUGUUAUAGCCUUGAAAGGCUCGUCUCAUUGGAAUGUGGAUAGCGACUCAAAGUUAAGGAAAUGUAAAGGGAUCUUGAAGGGAAAUAUUAUUGAAGCG